UCGGAACGCGAAGCACAUCGGUCGGAAUUCAGUAUAGAUAGGAAUGGAGAAGAAUAUUCCAUUGGACCGGCAGCCAUACGCUCCCAACGCCCCACCCAGUUAUGACAACGCGCAGCAAAUUUAUCCAAAUUUAAAUCAGCAACCACCGGCACAGCCGCUGAUCAUGCAGGCACCCCCAAAUGUGCUUGGAAAUGUUCCAUCAAUGGCCACCUGCCCGAGUUGCGGCGCUCGUAGGCAAACGAGGGUCGAGUUUGAGCCAAGUACCAAGACUCAUUUGCUGGCCCUUCUAAUCUGCAUGAUUGGUGGUAUUUGCUGCUGUUGCAUCCCAUACUGCAAGGACUCCUGCCAGUCGGCCAAACACACCUGCAGUAACUGUGGAGCCUACGUGGGAACAUUCAAGAACUAAGAAAUGCAUC
This is a messenger RNA of Drosophila takahashii, 416 nucleotides long. RefSeq names its product cell death-inducing p53-target protein 1-like. Gene Ontology annotation, molecular function: zinc ion binding. The record is from RefSeq and is a predicted model, not a curated record. NCBI's taxonomy places the organism in Eukaryota, Metazoa, Arthropoda, Insecta, Diptera, Drosophilidae.